AUGCCAGCUCCCUCAGGUCUCAACAUGCUAAGCAAUCCCUUCAAACUCUGCCCCGGUAGCGCCCUGAUCACGCCAAAAAGGUUGACGUUCACCCGCGAGUCUAAUCAAGUUCGUCGCAACCCCUCCGGCAAUAAACGCGAAGCAUAUGUUCCACCAAGCCCUGCUGAAAUUAGACUGAUCACCCGCAAUAAAUGUCUGAAGGCAAAGAGAGCAGGAAUUAUUCUCAAAGGCACGGCCCAAAUCCAACUUACAAAAGGCAAGUUCUGA
Messenger RNA from Cadophora gregata, 267 nucleotides. RefSeq lists its product as uncharacterized. The transcript has a single exon. The coding region runs from base 1 to 267 and encodes 88 amino acids. NCBI's taxonomy places the organism in Eukaryota, Fungi, Ascomycota, Leotiomycetes, Helotiales, Ploettnerulaceae. The record is from RefSeq and is a predicted model, not a curated record.